CUUCUAAUUCUAAACCAUCAGCUGCUAGAACUGUCUUGUUGAGAAUUAUAAAAUUUAAUAAAAAUAAUUGUCAAUUAAUAAUAAUUAUUUACUAAGCGGUUAUUCAAAUAAAAAAUUAAUGGCGUUGAUAUUUAUACAUUAAUUAUUACAAUAUUUAUUGAUUUGAUUUGUACAUCUGUAAAAUUAAUAAAAGAAGGUGCCAAGUUGGCAAGUUAAAAGUUGACAAUAGUUCCGCUUGUUUGGCACGCUAAUAAUCAGCGGUAAAAUAAUUUUUAACAGCUUCUGUGUAUGAUUAUUAGUUCAACGUAAAAUAUCGAGAGGUUAAACAAUACCGGCAAUAUCUUAAUGUUUUCUAUCGUUCGUAAUAGUUCUAGUAAUUAUAAUAAAAUGUUUUCGCUCACAAAAUUAGUAUUUUUGUUAUGCUGUACAGUUAAUAUUGUUAGAAUUAAAGCAGAUAUUCAACGAAAAACUGAAGCUGUUGAUCAAUUAGAUGAAAAUAAUUGGGAUCGAAUGUUAACUGGAGAAUGGAUGGUAGAAUUCUUUGCACCUUGGUGCCCGGCAUGUAAAGAGCUUGAGCCUACGUGGGCUCAUCUAGGAGAAAUGAAAGAUAAAUUAGGGAUUAAUGUAGGCAAGGUUGAUGUUACUAAUUCACCUGGAUUAAGUGGUAGAUUCAUGGUGACUGCAUUACCAACGAUUUAUCAUGUUAAAGAUGGAAUAUUUCGACAGUACAAAAGUCCUAGGGACCCUCAAGCUCUUGUCGACUUUGUUAAAUCUAAGACUUGGAUGAAGGUUGAGCCAAUUUCUAGCUGGAAGAGCCCAACUUCCACACAAAUGUCAAUUAUAAGUCAAUUCUUCAAAAUGUCACAAGUUCUCAGGGCCAUUCAUAAUCAGUUGAUGGAAGAUUUCGGCUUACCUACUUGGGGAAGUUAUCUAAUCUUUGCUGUCGCAACAAUUCUUAUUGGAGCUCUUUUAGGAUUGGUGAUUGUAUGUAUUGUUGAUUUCGUGUAUCCUCCUAAACCCGCUCGAUCACCAAAGAAGCAAAAAGAAAAAGAUUCCAAUGAAUCUGCUGAUAAAAAAUCAUCAGAUGAUGAAGAAGAAGAAAUAAUUAAUAGUAUCAAUGAUGAUCUAGAAGACGAAGAAGAAGUAACUGAUUCAGAAAAAUAUCAGGAUAAUAAAAAAAGUACAUCAGCUGCAAACAGUCCAAAUGCACGCAAACGUAAAACUCGCAAGGCUGAUUAAUAUCAAUUAAUAAAUUCUUCUUUUUUUAAUGAUAAUUAUAAACAAUUACUGCAAAACUUCUAUAAAAUUGUGGUUGUGUGAAUUUAGAUACACUACGAAAAUUAACCGUUUUAAUGAACUGAUAAUAUUUACUCUUAACUUGACUGAACAAUUAACAAAAAUGAUAAAAUAUUUUAUAAUGAUAUCAAAUAAUUAAUAAUUUAAUGUAGCAUUUUAUUUAAUUAAGGAGUUUCUGCGUGUAAUAUUUUUAAAAAAGUUUUGCUACAGCUAU
Chelonus insularis is the source of this 1510-nucleotide messenger RNA. Its product is annotated as thioredoxin-related transmembrane protein 1. Gene Ontology annotation, molecular function: disulfide oxidoreductase activity. Lineage: Eukaryota; Metazoa; Arthropoda; Insecta; Hymenoptera; Braconidae. The record is from RefSeq and is a predicted model, not a curated record. Gene Ontology annotation, cellular component: endomembrane system. Bases 346 to 1239 code for a protein of 297 amino acids. The transcript has 5 exons.